Messenger RNA from Corticium candelabrum, 735 nucleotides. RefSeq lists its product as uncharacterized. Bases 25 to 594 code for a protein of 189 amino acids. The transcript has a single exon. The record is from RefSeq and is a predicted model, not a curated record. Lineage: Eukaryota; Metazoa; Porifera; Homoscleromorpha; Homosclerophorida; Plakinidae.
CAAAGCGACUGUUUACGUCUUGGGAUGACCAGAUUAAGAUGCAGCUUGACUCCGACUGAAGAGUUGUUUACUGAAUGUGAGAAGUUUGUAUGCCAUCUUUACGGUUUGCCAACUUGUACCAGUGUCAACGAGGUUCGGUACAAGUUAUUUCGCAUGAAGUGCUCGAAAGCGCAGCAAAUGCCACCAACUCAAGAUGCUCUUCGACAGCAUGUAUUACGGGUUAAUUAUCAAAGUUUUGUACGGAAAAAUGCUUUGUGCUCUAUGCAGAAUCUGCCUAGUCCGCACGGUCACGGAUGGAUUGUUGAAACUGAUGAAAACGGUUCUCACAUACAUGUCUGCUGGAUGACACAGCUUCCUGCCCCGAAAGCGCUGUUGGAGCUGGUAAGCUGCACGUGCAAUGUCGGAUGUACUACACAGCAAUGUUCGUGUCUUCGUGCUGCUUUGUGCUGUACCGAUGCAUGUGGUUGCAGAAAUUGCAAGAAUUUGAGCAAGCAAAUAGACCUUCCUAGUCCAGUACUAUCGGAAGAAGAAACUCCAGAAUCAGACAUUCAGACUGAUGAUAGCAAUAAUGAUGACUGUAGUGAUAGCGAAUAAGUGAUCAAGUGUGUGAUUGCAAGCACGCGUGAAUUAAUUCAAUUAUUUUAGUCUACUAGAUCAAGUUAUUUCUAGAAGCAAAUUGAUGCGAUAAAAAUUCUAAACAGAUUAAAUUGCAAUACGAAAAAUAUAAACAUAAUG